Porites lobata is the source of this 2213-nucleotide messenger RNA. The record is from the annotation of a GenBank genome assembly. NCBI's taxonomy places the organism in Eukaryota, Metazoa, Cnidaria, Anthozoa, Scleractinia, Poritidae.
AUGAAUAAUAGCAGCGCAGUUUACCGUUCAGACCAAACACGGUGCUCCUCUAGCGUGUCCGAAACAGUAACGGUUAUUCUUUCAACGGUCAGCUUGCUGGCGUUAACGGGAAAUUCUCUUGUCAUCCUAACAUUUAUCAAGUCUGUUAACCUUAAAACCAGCUCUAACUACUACAUCGUUAACAUGGCGGCUUCUGAUCUGGUUUGUGUUCUCCUUAACUGGCCGCUCUAUGCUACUGAGGGGAUGUUAAAACCUGGCGGAAGUCUAAUUACAAACUCAGCUUUCGCUACAAUUUGCUGCAAAAUGGGAAUUUAUUCACGAUCAGUGUCGUAUGUGGUUUCCAUUUUAAGCUUAAUGCGCGUCGCUGUGGACAGAUUUAUUGUAACUGCGUUUCCACUAAAGGCCUUAAACAUAUCUCGAAAGCCUCGCAUAUUCUUUCUGGUUAUAAGUUGGUUGUUGCCAGGGAUUUCCCUAGUACCGUACCUGUUUUACACGAAAAUCGUUGAAAUAGAGAACCAAACGUUUUGUAGAAACCUGACGAGUGGUUAUUUUCUGAGGAUGUAUUACACCGUCGCUUUUGUCUUAUUCUACUGUGCUCCGCUUAUUUCAAUUCUCAUCUUGUAUCCUCUUAUCAUGAAACAUUUACGGACAUCUAGAGUCAUAGGCGUACGGGCCGGGGGGGCGAGGGGGGCUGCAGCCCCCCCAAAUUUUGGGCAACUCAGAUUUUUUGGGCAGCGAGAGAAAAUUUGGGAAAAGUCAGUUUUUAAAGACGUCACCAUGUUUAUUUAUUUAUUUUGAAGACCUGAAUAUUAACCUGAAGUCGGCGUAAUAAUCCAGUUACACCACAGCGGUUGCCUAGCAUGUGAUGAGUAAUUUACAUAUUUGCAGUUUUUUCAUGGUUGGGCACUAUACUGCACUGCACUAGCUGGAAUGGGUUAUUUCCAGUCGUGAAUUGAUUAAAAUAAACUUUCGCAUAACUUUCUAGAAUCAUCUCCACUCGAAGAACAGUGUAUGGCAGAUAGCAUUAGCAGUGGGUAUGAAAAUGAAGAAGUGGCUGACUACUGAAUUCUCAGUUUGAAUUAGUAUAGGUAAUAGCUUGAUUUGUAGUGAUAUUUGGCAUAAAUACCACGAGUCAUAUUUCAAAAUUGUUAUACGUACCACUGCUCUAAGCCAAUCAAAUCGCAGAAAUUUCUCAUGUAGUAGUAUAACGAGAACAAUCUUAAUUCUUUUAAAAAAUCUAUCAACCGGUUUAAAAUUAUUCGCUAAUUUGUUUAAGUAGACCGAAAUGUUUGUAAAACCGCUAACAAGAGUGCCCGGAUACAUACUAAUCAAAUCCUUCUUUCGAUUCUAGCAAUCAAGCAGAGCUAUCUCCACGACCUUUCAGACAAUUUUUUAAAAAGAUUAAAACUACUAUGAGGUGAAAUUGCAUGUCAAAAGCGCUUCGUUUGCUACAGAUAACGGCCAGACAUCAAGAUUUUCCUUUUCUUACCGUAUUUUCAAUAAUAAAAACUUUUUCCAAAAUAUCUCGACCGUGUUGGAGGAAAAAAGCUCCUGUGAACGAUUUUGUAAGGUUCCCCGUGCCGAGAAUCAUUGCUGAAGUAAAAUAGGUAAUGGGGUCAUUUCGUUGCUAUGACAACUCCGGUGUCAUUGCAGCCCUGAUGAUGACAAAUUGUCAUCUUAAUACAACUGUGGUCGCAAUUUUUCCAAAUGUUUGUUUAAGGCGACGUAGUUUAUGCUCAGACUUGGCAUUGACCCUGGAAAACUGUAUCGAGCCACCUUCAUAGGACGGCCUAUGUUGUUGUAAUAUGGCCCUCAUUUCUUUUCGACUCUUUCUUAAAAAUUUGGGCAACUUGAAAGAUAUUUUUGGGCAAAUGGUUUACCGCCCCCCCUGGCAAAAAAUUUCCCGUACGCCUAUGUCUAGAGUAAAGCUUGACAACAGAGGAGGGAGAACAGCUCUUGCUUCAAAAAGACUGAAACAAAGCCGAAACAUCAUGAAAAUCUUUGGAUCAAUCGUUCUGACUUUUUUUAUUUGCUGGACACCACAUUAUGUUUAUUUGUUCCUGAAAUCCUUUUAUCCUUCGAUAUUUCUGAAGGACAAAUGUCUCUUUCUUGUUGGUUUAUUUUAUUAUUUAUUUCCGAGUCUCAGUACAGUAACAAACCCCUUUAUUCUCAUGCUCUUUAGUACAAGCUAUCGUGAGGCCGUAAAAAGCUUA